Molecule: messenger RNA, 1942 nt
Organism: Amborella trichopoda
Lineage: Eukaryota; Viridiplantae; Streptophyta; Magnoliopsida; Amborellales; Amborellaceae
Product: pentatricopeptide repeat-containing protein At1g08070, chloroplastic
Biological process (GO): RNA modification
Molecular function (GO): RNA binding; protein binding
Source: RefSeq, a predicted model, not a curated record
UUAGUUAAAAAAAAAAAACUAUUGGUAUGUUUCUCAUGAAGUGAUUCUAUUUGCAUUGUUUCACAAUCACAUGCGAAUAAGCUCUUGCCAAUGGAAGUCAAGUAUUAUUCGUAUAAUACCCCUACAAGCACCAUUUUCCAAAUUCACAAAACAGGACCAUUUUCUCUCAGAAACCACAGAAAUCCACAUAAAAUCAAGCCUCCAAAAUGCCAUAAACUCAAAAUCAUCCCUCCAAAUACCCAAAAUCCUCCACCAAAUGAUCGAGACAUCCAUCCCUCUAGACACCCACACUUACCAUUCUUUGUUACUUCUCUCUAGAGAUAUUCUCUCUCUAAAGCAAGGGAAGCAAAUCCAUGCUAACAUGUGUCGCUCCAAUUCCAUCUCUAACAUCUUCCUUUCGAAUCGGCUCAUUGGAUUUUAUGUUGAAUCUCGGUCGUUAAUGUAUGCUCGUCGAGUGUUCGAUGAAAUGUUCAUGAAGAAUGUUUAUUCGUACAACACCUUGAUUUCUGGCCAUGUUAAUGAAGGCCUUCUAAAUCAAGCCCACCAGUUGUUCAAUGAAAUGCCAGAGAGAGACACCAUAUCUUAUAACACUCUAAUUUCUGGCUAUGCUAAGUUGGGCCACAAAGAAGAGGCCUUAGAGUUGUUUAAAUCAAUGGUUUUUGAAGGUUUAAGGCCCAAUGGGUUCUCAUUUACUAGUAUAUUAGGCACAUUUUCUAGCAUUUUAGAGACUAGGUAUGGUGCUGGUAUGCAUGGAUUUAUUACGAAAGCGGGGUUCGAGGGCAAUGUCGUAAUUGCAAACUCGAUAAUCGAUAUGUAUGCAAAAUGUGGUGAAAUGGAAAAUGCGGAGAAACUGUUUUGUAUUAUGCCCGACCACGACGAGAUCUCGUGGACUUCGCUGGUGUGUGGAUUUGCAAAAAAUGGGGAGUUUUGGAGAGCGUUAAAGAUAUUUCGUGAGAUGGUGAGGAGCACGAUGGAAUUGGAUACAGUGAUCUUUGCUAGUGUUAUCAGUGGAGCUGCGUGGUCUACUGCAUUGGAGGAGGGGACCCAACUCCAUUGUUUGGUUGUUAAAAGAGGGGUCGGAGGCAGUGUGUACGUAGGAAGUGUGCUUGUUGACAUGUACGCCAAGUGCGGGAAAAUCGAAAGCUCGAGUCGAGUUUUCGAGGAAAUGCAGGUAAGGAAUGUGGUCUCAUGGAACGCCAUGAUCUCCGGCUUGGCGCAAAAUGGACAUGCAGAUCGUGCUAUUCUAAUUUUCGAGAACAUGAAGACGACGAGGAGGAGCACAAAGCCUAACGAGAGCACCUUUAUUGCUGUCCUCACUGCUUGUUGCCAUGCAGGAUUAAUCAACAGAGCUAAGACUUACUUUCAAUCGAUGGUCGAAGAUUACGGUAUUGGCCCUAGAUUGGACCACUACUCAUGCAUGGCUGAUCUUCUAGGGAGGGCAGGGCACGUAAAAGAGGCGGCUGAACUGAUCACGAGUAUGCCCAUGGAACCUGAUGCUGUUAUUUGGGGAUCUUUGCUAUCUGCUUCUGAGAAAACUGGAGACGUAGAAAUAGCAGAAAAGGCGGCGAAAAUGUUAUUUGAAUUGGAGCCAGAGGAUGAUGGACCAUAUGUUUCUCUCUCAAAUGUCUAUGCAGGGGCUCGCAGAUGGGAGGAAGUGAAGGCUCUGAGGGAGAGGAUGAGAUGCCAUGGAGUGAAGAAGGGCGCAGGGUGCAGUUGGAUUGCUUUUGAAAAUGAAAAUUUUGAGUUUUCAACAUGAAAAAUAUGAAAAAAUGAAAAAUGAAAAAAGAAUGGUGGAUUUUGAAAAGGGUGCAUGUUUGUGCAAGGCUGAAGCCCUAAAUCCCCCCCUCAAAUCAGCACCUUUGACAAGAUGGAUCUAAAAUUAAUUUUCAAUAAUGACAAAAAAAUUUGGAACUCAAAAAAAUUUACGACACUUAUUUUUAAA